UCUAUUAUGCGGGGCUCCAUACUUGUUUGUUUGCCUGGCUGAUUUUUUACGCUCAAACCAUUAUUUUUGGUAAUUUUCAGUGUGACGUCGAUGAUGAUAAGUGAAUUCAAAUAUUUCGUUCUGUAGAUUUUUAGUAAGGACGUAAGGUGUAGCAUGUAUUUCAAGAAAUAAACAAACUAUAAGGAAGUAUUCAUUAAAACAUGGGAGUAAUAGGACUCUGGAGACUAGUUGAUGCAACAGGAAAGCCUGUUCCAUUAGAAACUCUUGAAGGAAAAGUGCUGGCUAUUGAUGUUUCAAUAUGGAUUCAUCAAGUAAUACAAGGCUAUCAAGAUCGAAGAGGCAAUUCUUUACCUAAUGCCCAUUUGAUUGGUUUAUUCAAUAGAAUUUGCAAAUUAAUGUAUUUCAAAAUCAAACCAGUAUUUGUUUUUGAUGGAGGUGUACCACUAUUGAAAAAGAAUACUAUUGCUACACGCAGGAAGCUAAAAUCUAUUGCAGCUAGUAAAGCACAAAAGUUGAAGAAUGAUUUGAUAAACAACCUGAUAAAACACACAGCAGUGAAGGGAGCACUUGACAAAGGAAACGAUGAAGGAGAAAGUAGUACAAUCCAACAUUUCAAGGAUCCAAAAGCUAUACCAGGCACUUCUAAAAUACCUGAUAUGUACUUUCUACCCGAUAUGCCUAGUACUAGUCAAUUUACAGAUUCUGAUGAUUACAUAAGGUCUGAUGAAGAUGAUCAGCUGAACCUGAGUCCUCGUAAACAGACUAAAUGGAUGGGAAAUAUUCACACUGUUAAUAUAAAUACUGAAGAAUUUAAAAAUUUACCAGCAGACGUUAGAUAUGAUAUUCUGACAGACUUGAAAGAAACAAGAAAACAAAGUUCUUGGGGUCGGAUUCAUGAAUUACCAACUGGCUCAAAUAAAUAUUCUGGUUUUCAAGUUGAGCGUUUGUUGAAACGAAGAAAUGUUCAAGAAUCUCUUGAAACUGCUGAAAAAGAAAUGGGAGGGAAAACUUUGACUUUGGAAGAACUAGAACAACUUUUAACAGAUCAAGGUAUUAAUAUGACUCAAAAACAAGAUGCUGCUUUUCGAAUAGCUGCUGAUAGUUCAACCAGAGUUAUUUACAUGAAAGAGAAACCUUUGUCAUAUAAUACUGAAAAAUCCAAUGGUUUCACAUGCUCUGAUGAAAACAGUGAUGAUUCCAAUAAAAAUUCAAAAGAACAAGAAAAUAAUGCUCUAAUGGAUUCAAGGUCUAUUUGCUCUGAUACUUCAAUACCAGAAGUUGAUAAUAUUUAUGCUUAUGAUUUAGAUGAAGAUUGGCUUUCAGAUGACGGUUUCAAUGAAACUACUCUUAAUGAGUCUUCUACACUUCCUAAAAAUGUCAUUCCUAAGUCUGUGAUGAAUCCUGCUUUAGCUUAUAUGUUAGAAAACAGUGGUCUAAGUAAAGAACAGAUUCUCAAAAUAGUUGAACAGAGUAAGAAAAAUAAAAAAAAAUCUGAUACCACAAGCUCUCAGGCGUCGUCAAAACGAAAAAUAAAAUCAAGACGUUCUUCAUAUAGUAAGGGCAAAAGAAAAAAAUUAUUUGAUACUAUUGAAACGCCUAAAAUAAUGAAAGAAGUUCCGGAAGAAGUAUCAAACAUUAUUGAAUCUAGUUCGGAAUCUGAUGUCUUUAAUGAAGUUUCAAAUGAACCAAAAGUUUCAAACGUCACUAAAUCUGAUUCUGAAUCUGACGACUUUGUUGAAGUCUCAGAAAUAAUUACAGAUUCAAAGUCAGAUCUGAAAAUCAAUGAUCCUGACAAAUUACUUGCUGCAGAAUCUUCAGAUUCAGAAUCGAAUGAUUUUAUUGAAGUACAAAAUAUUUCUAUUCCAGAACUCGUUAAUACAACUAAUGUAAAGAAACCUUUCUUUGAAGUAACAGUGAAAGCAGAAGAAAAGUUAGUAGAUGAUAUUUUUGCUGAUAUAUUCACAGAUGAAGAAACAAUCAAAAAAUUAAAUGACUUGACAGAAAAUAAACCUGUAGUCAGGGAAAUUAAAAGAUCUUACGAUAUUUCUAUCAUCGAAUCAACCAACAAAGAAGAUUUUGUUGAUGUUAAAAAUGAGAAUUUGUUGUUUUUGGAAGAAAGGAAAAGUAAUCAUUUAGUAUCAUUAAGUCCUACAAUUGAAUUACUAGAAGUCAAAAAAAUGUUUCAUCAGACCACUUCAGUUAAAGUUGAUCAAGAUAAAUCCGAAUUUGACAAUAUUUCUACAGAAAAUAAAUCUAAAAAAAGCAUCACAAUACAGACGGAAAAUGAAGGGCAAAGUAUAAAUAGCGAGAUUAUUGAAAGUGUCAAAGAAAAUAAAAAUGAUGAAAAUAUUGAUGCAGAUAAUAUUUUGAAUAAUUCGGAAACUUUUUUGAAAUACGACACGAAAGAAAUCUCGGAUGAAAAGGAACAAUAUAAUAAAGAUCAAGAAGUGAUUCAUGUUAACAAGGAACCUCCUUUAGUCCUACCUAACAAUGAAAAGGAACUUGAGUCAAUGAAGGAACAAUUAGAAACCGAACAAAAACAAAUUAAUGAAAGCCUUGGAAAAUUGGAGAGACAAGCAAUAGAUAUAACAGAUCAAAUGAGAUUAGAAGCUCAAGAACUUUUACGUUUAUUUGGUAUACCUUAUAUUGUAGCUCCUAUGGAAGCUGAAGCACAGUGUGCUUAUUUGGAACAAAUUAAAUUGACUGACGGAACGGUAACUGAUGACUCAGACAUAUGGUUAUUUGGAGGAAAUUGCGUGUACAAAAAUUUUUUUGAUAAUAAUAAGAAAGUAUUGCAAUUUUUAUCAAAAGAUAUUGAGCACCACUUCAAGUUGAGCAGAAAAGAGUUGAUAUUAUUAGCUCUUUUGGUUGGCAGUGAUUAUACAAAUGGCUUAGCUGGUGUUGGUCCUGUUACAGCCUUAGAAAUUAUCGCUUCUUUUCCAUGUGAAGGAGAGGAUAUUUUACGAGGGUUGCGAUCAUUCUGUGCUUGGUUUAGGUCUGGAAAAUUGACAGCACCCAGCAAACUCACAUUACGUAAUAAACUGAAAAAUGUACAAAUUGAAAAGGGGUUUCCAAGCCAAGCAGUUGUGCAAGCGUACUUGGCCCCGACGAUCGAUGAGUCGAAAGAAGAAUUUACCUGGGGCAAACCAAAUCUAGUUCUGCUGGCAGAUUAUGUAAAAAAGAAAUUUGGUUGGACAAAAUUGAAGUUUGAUGAAAUAAUAAAUCCCGUGAUGCAAAGAUUUACUGAAAGCAAGAGUCAAAAAGGAAUCGACGCAUACUUCAAAGUUCAAACUAUUCCAAAAUCCAUUGAAUCUUCUUUAAGUAAGAGAGUGCAGUCGGCUGUUCAAAGAUUAGGUGGUAAAAGUCAGAAUGCUGAUUCUUCAGAUGAUGAGUCAGUUGCACCAAUUCAAAAAGAGAAACCUAAGAGAAUUAAAAAAAUCAUGGCUACACGGGGAAAGAAAUCUAAAAGUGAUACGGAGAAACCGUCAAUAAGCACGUUACCACCUAUUGCAGAGAUGAAGGAGAAUGAUGACGAGAAUCAAUCAGUCGAAAACGAUGAAUUUAUUGAAAUAAGUGAGUCGCAACAGGCUAUAACAACUACGCGAAAAAAAAAGUUUAUCGAUCGUGAUGCUCGAGAGGCGCCUAAGAAGAUUACGACUCACAUCAAUGAAACCAUUCCUCAGAGAGAGAAAGACAAAGUUAAUGCUUUAAAGUCGAAACUCAAAGCGAUAGAAGUAUUUCGCAAAUCGAAAUUGAGUCGCGUCAAGAAAACGAAGAAAGUUACUAAGAAAAUCAAAGACGAAGCCGAACUGUCUGAAAGUAACAGUGAUUCGUGAAAUUUUAUAAUGUGUUUAUUAUUAUAAAAUUCCACAUGUUUAUUAGUAAAAUAACUUAACUGUACU
Molecule: messenger RNA, 3902 nt
Organism: Phymastichus coffea
Lineage: Eukaryota; Metazoa; Arthropoda; Insecta; Hymenoptera; Eulophidae
Gene: mus201
Product: DNA excision repair protein ERCC-5 homolog
Exons: 9
Coding region: 201-3836 (1211 amino acids)
Biological process (GO): nucleotide-excision repair
Cellular component (GO): nucleus
Molecular function (GO): single-stranded DNA binding; DNA endonuclease activity
Source: RefSeq, a predicted model, not a curated record